AUGGUAAAGGAGAUGAUAGGGGGCUGUUGUGUUUGUUCGGACGAAAGAGGAUGGGAAGAAAACCCGUUGGUUUAUUGUGACGGACAUGGCUGCAAUGUUGCUGUGCAUAAAGGUGCUUGCUCUUGGCGCUGUUUAUUAUUUUUUCAUUGUUCACUGAAGAGAUGUCUCUGAUCGUUCUAUUUUUUUGACCAUCAGCUUGCUAUGGAAUCGUUCAUGUACCUAAAGGACCGUGGUUUUGUCGAAAAUGCGAGUCUCAGGAGAGAAUCGCUCGAGUCGUGAGUUAUAUACUUUACGUUGUUAAAAUGUUAUUAUUGACAGCCCCUGUUCAUAUGAAACGACAAUAUUGAUGAUUGUUUAGCGGAAUCCUUCCCCCAAAAUUAUUGGUAAAAGGAAUUUUGCGUUGCUCACAGGAAGAAUUGUCACGAACUUCUUGUUUACAAGUUGGCGUGACCUGCAGGUUGACUUACAUGUAGGUUGUAGAUUUCAUGCUGACAGUUCCAGUUCAGUUAUUUAAAUAUCGUCCAUAGAGUAAUUCGUACGAGGUUUAUCACUAGUUUAAGAGAAGAGCCAAUCUGUUUUAUUUUCUGAAUACCAUGUACAAGUUGUGAAUUUUUCAGUUUGGAUGUUUUUAAUUUUGAAAGUCUAACAGUCUAUUUUUUGUAAUUUUGAAAUAAACAGUGGAAAAAUGGGAAAACUAGGGAUUUGAGAUUUUUCUUGUGUUAUCGACUUAUCGUGUUUCUACCAUAGUCAUUAGGACUUGCAUAAUUUAUUUAAUAACCAGUUAAAUUUUUGGCUUGUAACAACGGCCUUGUGUUGCAUGUAACUAAGAUGGCAUAAAUAUUCAUUGUUCCUUUGGCCUUUAGAAAUGAUGGUUCACUGAGUAAAUAUUGAAUCAAUGAAUAUAUAAUUAACAGUUAUUGGACGAGGCUGAGCCAAAUAUUGUAAUUUGUCAGUGGCAAGCAGAUCAAUAAUUUGCCAAAGCAGAAGGCUGAGGCAAACUUAUUGCGAUCUACCAUUUUCACACAAGAGCGAUCGCAAGAAGCAUAAAAGUGUGGUUUCAUUGACACAUGAGCAGAAUAUUAUUUGGAGCCUGACGCAGCUGGAUGACAUUGCACAUGAGCUGUAAAAAGGCAUUUAUUUAAUUUGUAGUCAUAUUGUGCACACUCAUCCAAUAAAAAAGGAAGAAAAUUUUGCAUGGAAUGAUAAUUUCAUAUAUUGGAACUGCAAAAUGAAGAAAUAAAUGCAAAGAAACAAUACAAUACAAUAUAAUACUUUAUUCAAGAGAUAAAAACUAAAGUUUCAAAUAUCUCUCGAAAGGGGAUAUCUAGAGGUCAACCCUCUAUAAAAGAUUCCCCAAAAUAAAAGAUGAAAAGGUAAAAUCUAGAAUCUAAAUUAAGAUUAUAUACAGAGAGAAAAAUCUAAAACCUAAAAACUAGAAUAAAAAACAUUAUUUGCACAUCCUAAUUAAAACUAUUUACAAUCGUAUUAAUUAAUAUUCAUAUAAAUCCUUAAUCUGUUGUGAAAUAAAGUCAGCGAUCCUGCAUGUACAACAUCUUUAGGCAAGUUAUUCCACGCAUUAAUGAUCCAUACAAAGAAAGAAUAUUUGUAGCAAUUUAGGAUGGCAACUUUAACAUAAAAAUUGUAAUCGUGAUUAGCUCUAGUUAGAUGACGCUGAGUAAUUUCAAAAAAGUCGCAAAAAGGAAGGCUAUCUAUUCCAAAAAAUAUCUUCUAGCGCUGAACUAGAGAUAAGAACUCUCUAUGUUUCUCCAAAGAAGAUCAUCGUAGUGAAAGUCAACAAUAUAUACAGUUGUGAAAAGGAAGCCCAAAAAUUUUCUGGCUUUCUUGAGAAAACUGCACAAGCAUUAAUGUUAACUGUCAUAUUUGAAUGAAUAGGUAUAUUCUUUCUAACUUUCUGGUUCUUGAUUUGCUUGCACAGAAAUGUGAGCUAUGUCCAUAUAAAGAGGGAGCAUUGAAGAGAACAGAUACUGGAGGUUGGUGUCUUUAUUUAAUCCUCAAAUUUUUUAUUGCAUUUGAAUGAACCUAAAGUCAAUGACUUGUGUAAAAAGCCUGGGUUAGAGCAUUUACUUUUAGCAGAAAGAAACUCAAUUUUUGGUAAUAUGGGUCCUGUACCAGAUACAUAGAUUAUAUUUCAAAGACAUUGGAAUCCCCAAUUCCAGAGCUUGUCCUUUUUUAUAUGUAAGUUGCAUAAACUUUGAAAUGAUUGCUUUGACACUUUUAAAAACAUGUUCAGUAGUGCUAGAUAGAUAAUGUUAGAUAUGCUAUCAUUUUUCUAUAACUUGUGGUAUGUUCAAUAUGCAAUUCUUCCACCAAACACAAUUAGAUACUGCCCGUUUUUCUCUCCUCGCAUUAUCCAUUUCCCUGUCUCUCCCGUUCUUCCAAGUACGAUCAUCAUUACCCUAAUUCCUCAAAUAAGAGCCGGGGGUGAUUAUUUCUUUUUUUGAACAAAAAGGGGGCGAUUUUUCGAGGAAAGGUGAUUAUUUGCGGAAGGUAAUAAUUCCAAAUAUUGCUCUCUGAAAGUCGUUUGUUUUAUUUUGUCAUUAAAUUAAAAAAUAAUCACAUUGAAUUAACUGAUCAUGGGCUUUUUAAGUGUUCCAAAUUUAGUUCCUUGAUCAAUUUUCAUAGCUUGAAUCAUCACUGAUCAGUCUGGCAUGAAUCACAUUGCACUUCAACUUGACAGGGAGGGGAUAAAAGGAAGAGAAGAUGAUGAGAGGAGCGGCGGGGAGGCGAUUAUUUUAAAUAUCUCUGUCCAAGAGGGGUGAUUAUUCAACGUACGCGAUUAAUCGAGGGACAGCUAUUAUUUGAGGAAAUAUGGUAUCCUCCAAUAAAUCAACCAACUUUUAAAUAAAGGCUUUCCUUUUUCUACAAAGAUCCAUGGGCAAGUUGAGUUGAGUUUAGGCCAGUUUGUUGACGUGGCCGUCAAGCAAUAGAAACAUUUUCUGUGUUUGCAUAGCCUGAUAUAAACACUAGACUGGGGUUGGGAGAAUUCGAGACAGUUUUGCAAACCCAAGACGAAGUCUAGGUUUUGUUUAACUAUUGAGAAUUCCCCCAACUCCUCCUGUGCUUUUAUUAGGCUACACAAAUACAGGAAAAAAGUUUUCUAUUGCUUUUAUAUAUUAACUUUCCCAAGAAAAAAAUGCCAAACGAAGCCCUAGGAUUUUGCACUAAUGAUUGCUUUUGUACCAUGUUGUUACCGUGAUCUUGAAAUAACGGAACCAAAACAUAGUGUCCCAGUGACAUAUCCUGAAACUGAUGAAGAGGCCCAAAUCUCUUUUGUGAAUAGACAAGAUCUGUGGUGAACAUUUCAAGCGAGUUUACUUCUUCAGUUGGAUCAAAGAGGAGUCUGGGGCUUUAGACACUUUAAUGCACACACAUUUAGCUCUUGACUUUCUUCUGUCAUUUUAAUAGACAUUGAAGUGUUUUUGUAAAUAAUAGUACACACUGAUCUUCUUUAAUUUUAAAGUAUGUUUAACAACUUAUUUCUGUUCUUUAGACGAAAUAAAAAUGGUUUCCCAUGAAUUUUCACAGAACCAAAAAAUUGUUACAGAUGGUUUCCCACGAUCUCUGGGCACGGAACUGAAAGAUUGUUAUUCAUGGGAUUUGAAAUCCUAGGGCUUGCAAAACUCUUUUUAAAUGGCACUGAUAAAAAGAGAAAUUCUUACCAGUCACGAAGUCUUGUACACAAAUGCUUGCUCUCAUAAUCAGUUCUCUUUUUGUGAAAAAGGUGCUUUCCAAAAUAUGGAUUUUUCUAGCUUAAAAUGUCAGCUUAAUCAAAAAAAAAAAAUGGGAAUGGGUAAAUAAAGUAAACUUGUCAAGUUUUCUAGUCAAAAACUUUUUCAAAUUUGUGCUUGCGUAAUGUGGCUUAAAUACGAUCAAUCGUGGCUGGCUGAAUGUGUCUUCUUCUUCCAUGCUAUCAAGCUUUGAAGGACCAAAUGUACCUCUCUACAUGAAAGCCUUUAUACUCUGAUUGGCUUUUGUGCAUGAUAAGAACAUUGUUAUGUCGGCAUACAAAUGUACAGUUGUAUGUAUUCAAGUUACCUUCCAGUGACUUUUUGUAUGUGUUAACAGGCUGGGCGCAUGUUGUUUGUGCACUAUACAUUCCUGAAGUGAGAUUUGGAAAUGUUACAACAAUGGAGCCAAUAAUUUUGGCCUCAGUGCCACAUGAUCGCUUCUGUAAGGUACUGCAAACAUGUUUUAUAUUGUGAUCCAUAUUAAAAUAGACUAAUGCAAAAAAUUCUUUGUACUCAAUUUACAACUAAGUUAGUAAGUCAAAGAAAUUGACUUGUCCACGAUUUCCUAGGUAGUGAUGAAUAAUGUGAGGCACCAACUUGAAACUUGGACUAAAGUGCUCAGUUGUGGUUUUCUUUAUUAAUUUGGCUCCUUGUGAAUGCUCAAGGUUUAUCCAACCUACCAGAAGGGGACACCCCCUGUAAGCCUCCCAUAUUCUCUUUUCUGAUAUGCUGUUGAUGGGCAACUCCAAGUUUAGCAUUAAAAGGACAGUAGGGCCAUUUAUACAAGGAAAAAUAAGACGCGUCUUACAUAGGACGCGUCUUAAAUAAGAUGCGAACUUUCCGUAUAAACGGCACAUUUCAUCUAAAAUAAGACGCAGCUUACCUAAGACGUGUCUUAUUUUAGAACAGCCCACAACACCUGUUCUUAGAUAAGACGCAUCUUAGCUAAGACGAGAAAAACUUCGUAUAAAUGACCUUUGCGUCUUAAAUAAGACGCGAACGCAUAGCUCGCAUGCGUUAAUUUUUGGCGCGCCGCGUUGGAUUGCCGUUGCUACAGGCAACAUUUACAUGAAAACGAGUCAAAAACAGAAAUAAGACUUGAACCAUUUAUACGAGCUGUUCUCGUCUUAGAUAAGACGCGUCUUAUUUUUCCUCGUAUAAAUGGCCCUUAUGUGAUAGGUCAGAGAUUGUGAUGACAGUGUGUGCCAUCGUGCCCAUGCUCUUGAAUGUAGGGCUGUCAAAAGUAGCUAGCUGCCAGCAAAAAUCACUGCCUACUUGUUACUAUUGGCCGGCUACUCUACUUGGCAUUUCUUUACAGAUAGCAUUUUUUUAAAUAAAAUAUCCCUGGACUGGCCACUUACUUUGACAACUCAGCUGUCUACUUCAAAAUUUUCUGACAACCCUGAGAAUGGGUUUUUUAGUGAUUUAUUGGUAACAGAACAUCGUUAGCUUGUAUUCAUUAAUGAGCGAACCUUUGUGUAUUGUACAUGUACUUCUAGUGUAAUUAACAGAAAAUUAAGGGGAAUAUUCUUGUGAUAUUCCUUGUUUAAAGAUCAGUUUAAUUUAUCCUUACAACUCUUCUUUUUUUUGAUUAAGCGGAAAUACUGUUUGUGUAUUACAUGUAUAAAGAAAAGGAAAAAUAGAUGCUGGUCAUUUUAUGUAUUCAAGUGGAUUAAUGUGAUCCUUCCAGUUGGUUUGAUUUGUUUGUUAUAUCUUUGCAUUUGUUAUCAGACUUGCUAUAUUUGUGAAGAAAGAGGACGAGAGAGUAAAACAGCACAUGGAGCCUGUAUGAACUGUAACAAGACUGGCUGCAGGCAUGCUUUCCAUGUUACUUGGUAUGGCUUUAUGUUGCAUAUCUGGCAUUAAUAAAUUUUUUCUUUUACAUAUAUUAUGUACAGGUUGUGAAUAAAUGUGAUUCCUGUUCAUAGUUGUCAUGUACUGUGUUGCAUUUUAGCGCUCAGAGCUCUGGCUUGUUAUGUGAAGAAAAUGAUGGUCAGUCAGGACCUACUGUCAAGUAUGUUGGUUAUUGUCAGUUCCAUUGGAAUAAAAAGGUACUGGUUUUGUCUUUUGAUGUUUAGUUGAUUACUUAGCUCUUAUUAACCGAGCGGGAGGUCUGUAUGGGAGAAUCUUGAAUGAGGUCGCUAGUACAGAUGGAACGCAGUGAGGUCUGUACCAGCAACCAAGGUCAAGAUUCUCCCAUACAGACCGACCUAGUUCGGUUAAUAAGAUGUUAUUAUGUGGCCAAACAAGAAAGCAAAGGAACAAAAACAUCAAUUUCGACUUCAUCUUUGCUUGUAGCUUCCUCGGAAGGACUCAAAUUUGCCAAUGUUUGCUUGUUUUCUUUACCUGCUUCCUCGUGAAGGUCCACUGAUUCUUCCAUAUAGUAUUAUUAAUAGGAACAAGCCAAUUUUUUCAUAUUCUUUGUUUGUAACAUUUUGAGGACAACUGUUACAACAAGACCGGUCUAGAUGCCGGUGUAGAUGGGAAAAUCUAGACCGUGGUCAAAAUCAAUUUUAGCCAAUCAAAUUCUUGAAUUUGUUUGUUCCUAGUCCUUUUGAGACAUGGCCAUAUAAUAAAUACCACUCUUAUUAACCUCAUCCGUUGGAUCAUUACAGGUCAAUCUCAGACCGAGGCCUUGUAUCUAUAUUAAUUAAUAUUAUUAAUUUAUUAAUGAUAGCAAGGUCAAUACAUCAAUGCCUCAGUCUGGGAUUUCCCUGUGAUGACUGAAUGGAUGAGGUUAAUAAGUUAUUUAUUAUAUGGUAUUUUUAGUGCAAUAAUGUAGAACACCCGAAGUAAUUGAGCCUGUGAUCAAUCAAAGCCAAUAACUGGUCAGCAGAUAACUUAAAAAACACGUCGCCUCAGUGCGUUUUACACUUGACAGGGUUUGUAUAGAGUCUUGAAUUCUUGAAAAAGUCUUGAAAUUUGCCCAGUAAUUUUCCAGUCCUGGAAAAAGUCUGGAAAAUGGAGAGAAAGUUUGGGAAAAUGGUCUUGAUUUUUUCUUUCACAGCUACAGAAGGUGCUUUAUGAGUACAAUUUUUUUCUAUUGGUCAAAUCUUAUUCAAUCUCGCCUGUACAUUUGCAGGGCAUCAUGAAAAAAGCUUUGUUCCUGCGUCUUUUAGGUUUCUAUUGAUCACAUUUUGAUAACCUCGAGUCUGGAAAAAGAAAGUAUUGUUUUGGAAAAAAGUCUGGAAAAAGUCUUGAGUUUCGGAUCCAAAAAUCUGUACGAACCCUGACUUCAGCCCAUCAUACAGACAUGUGACAGUGUUCAGUGCGUACCCUUUUUUGACAGCUAUCAAUUGACCAUAACAUAGAUGUCCACUAUCAAAUUAAACACAGUCGAUGACUGCAUAUGCCUUUGACACCUUGCUUAUAAUGAUGAUCUCUGGUCAUUACAAGUAAAUUUUGUUCGCUCAGCGACCAAUCGGAGCACGAACACUAUUGUAGCCAUGUAAUAGCGUGCGUUAGAAUUUUUUGGCAUUCAGGUGGUUAGUUCCAUAGUACUAUAAAAAUUUUUUAAGAAUAAAGAGGGCAACAUUGGGUUCAGCACACAAAUUUAAGGCCAUUUAAAUUUUCCAGAACGAGCUUAAAACAGUACAUGUAUACAAGGUCAGUGAACCCUUGGGUGCAAUGUCACUUACAUAUCCUGUCUAGGGGAUAGAUGUUGUUGGUAAAAUCCAGAGCUGUAAAUUAGGGCCAUAACAAGAUUCACCUUUACGGCUGAGCUGAGUAGGUGACACUAAAAAAAAAGAGCACUUUAUUUGAGUGUCAAUGUAUUUAGCACCGUGCUAACUGGGGACACUAUUUUUACGUCUCCUAAUGGAGACGGGACCGCCAUUUUACGUGGUCAUCCGAGCCACGCGAAGGUCUCGCCGCCUGCAGGGCAAAGGAAGUACCUUCAUUUCUCAGUUAUUGGUCCGGCCCCGGGAAUGGAACCCGCGACCUCCCGCUCUGCAGUAAAGCGCUCUAUCGACUGAGCUAAUCCUGCCGCGGUGUCGUGGUUGGAAAAUCAUUAUUGCCAAUGUGUCUAGUUUCACAAUAAAGCUCUUUGAUGCACGAGUGAUUACCAAAAAUACAAGUACAGUACUUCAGCAUCCCUCUGCCUCCAAAAGGAAAACUAUAUUGAAAUCCAGCAGGUGUCCUUAAACUAGGGUUUAACUGUAUUUGUUGUUGAUAAUAAAUUAGUUUUGUAAUUCCCUAACAGGCCAAAGGCAUUCUUUUCAACACCAAACCAACAGACAAACCAGGAAAAAUAACUGACAAAGAAAAAGAAAAGGACAACAAAGAAAAAGAUAAAGUUGAUAAAGAAAAAGAGAAAGAGAAAGAGAAACCUAAAAACAAGACUGAUAAAGAAAAGGAAAAGAAGCCUCUCAAGCCGAGACUUUCUACUGGCGCUGCAGCGGCAUCUACCGAGCAGUCAACACGACCUGAAAACGGUGCUUCUGGUUCGACAAGUCAGCCCUCUACUCCAAAACAGAGAGGUAGAAAGCCUUCGACUGUGAAAGUAUCAACUGAUUCUCCAGACGCAAAGACAACACCCGAGACGCAAAAACCUGCGAGCAUUUCAAGCGGUAGCCCACGACAGUCACCCUUGCCAGGCUUGGUACAGUUACCUACAGAACCUGUUCAAAUUGAUAGUGCUGGUCCAGUGUUGUCCACCAAGGACGGUCCAGUGUUGUCCACCAAGGACAUGACCUCUCCGAGAGCAAUGUCAUCUACAGUGCUUGUUCCAGAAAUGAUUCCUAAAACGGUCACCACUCACUUGCAAGAAAUCUCUCAGACUGCCACUAAUGUUCUUUUUCCUGAGAUAACGAAACCAAUGGACGUGAUAAUGUCACCUAUAACAAGUGCACCCAAACAAACGCCAAAACAGCCUGCGGCGAGUAGUGUCCCAAAACAGCCUGCGGCGAGUAGUGUCCCAAAACAGCCUGUGGCGAGUAGUGUCCCAAAGCAACCGCCAGCAAGCAGUGUGCCCAAGAAACGGCCUGCUAACAAGGGUGGUGAUGAACCGAAGAGAAAAGUUGGCAGACCGCCCUUGAAAUCUAAGGCAAAUGCUUCAAUCGGAGAUCAUAAGAAUAACGUUCGUACUUCUGCCGCUAACCUGGUGACGUCUCCCUUGAAUACAGCAUUUCCCUCUACCUUUCCCCAAGAUUCUCAAGGAACAUCCACGGCAAUGCCUUCAUAUCCCAGCUUUUCAAGCCCGGGUAUGUUCAGUGGGAGCAACCAAGGGACCAGUGUUCCUCAGAAUGGUCCCCGGACGCCAAGUCCUAAUCCGUAUAUGAUUCCACAGCCCCGCAACAGAGGACUGUUGGAAAAUGGGCAUGUACAAAGACCCAAUAAUGUGAACCCAGGCCCCUUGUAAGUAUCUGAAAUACAAAUAGCUGCAGCAGGGUCCAUGGGCAUUCUUUUUUAGGUUUCAUUUAGCGUGAUUUCAUUUAGGGGGUGUUUACAUGAGAAAACUCGCACCAGCGCGAGUCUCAUACCGGGAUGACUUUUUGAUUUCGUAUCGGAUUUACAUUAUGACUGAGUCAUUUAAUAUCUCGAAAUUUGAAGGUACACUUCAUGUUGAUAAAAUAGACGUGUGAUUCAAAAUCGCAAACAUUGCGCAUGCGCUACCCGUUCCAGUCUACCGGCAGACCGAUUUCACACCGAAACGGGUGGUCGUUUCGCGUUUACAUGAUACCGCUGCAAGAUUUCGUACCGGGGUGAAAUUCUCGCCCCGGUAAAAGAACCGGGGUGAACUCGCGCCGGGGUGACUCGUGUCGGCAUGACAUUUUGUGGUAUCAUGUAAACAAAUAUAGAGCCAUGAGAGGGAACAGGAGUGAACUCGUUCCGGGGCGAAAGUCGCCCUGGUGUCAUGUAAACACCCCCUUAUUAGUACAAGUGUGGGUAUUAAGGGAUAUGUGGAACAAUAGCCUGAGAAAACAAACAAAAUUUUGGGAACCCACCUCUGGUUUUCUUACGAAAUAACGUCUGGGGAACCACUGGAGAAAUUCCAUACUGAUGACGUGUCACUCCCCGGUCUGAUUGGAUAAAGCAAAGGUUCAACUAAUUAUUAGAACAAGGUUCGUAAAGAAUCUUGAAUUCUUGAGAAAGUCUUGAAAUUUGCCCAGCAAUUUCCAGACCUGGAUACAGUCUGGAAAAUAGAGUUGGUAGAAAAUGGUAAAAGUCUUGAGUUUCUGUUUUGUUUUGUUUUGUUUCUUUUUUGAAAGCUACAACAAGUGCUUAAUCAAUGAAUUUGUUUUUGUUUUGGUCAAAUCUUAUUCGAUCUCGCCCGUCUUUUUGCAGCGCAUCAUGAAAGAAGCUUUGUUCCUGCGUUUUUAAGGUCUCUAUUGAUCACCUUUUUGAAGUCUGGGAAAAUAAAUUAUUGUUUUGGAAAAAGUCUUGAAUUUUGGAUCAAAAAAUCUGUACGAACCCUGUUAGAAGUAGCGACGCGUCAUAAGUAUGGAGUUUCUGCGCUCGUUUCUCAGACGUUUUUGUUGUCUGUUUUCUCAGACAAAAGAAAUUCUAAAAAUUAAUGUCGAUAUUUUUUACAUCUGAUUUUUAGUUUUCUUGAGAGCAAAAGGGUUGAUUAUUGUAAUUAUUUUUCCCUUUCUUUGCAGGCAGCUUCCAACGAGUUUGGAGGAACUGCUAGAGUAUCAGUGGGAUCAGGGAGCCCAGUUUCUUAUGCAACAGGCCUCCCAAUAUGAUGGUAAGAAUUGCAUACAAAAACGUCUGACAAUAUCGGAAGGGGUCUGUCAUACAGCUAUUUCGAGAAAGGUUGUCGGAAAAAAUGUGCACGCGACAAUCCCGAAAGGUAAUAUGGGAUAUGAUCAACACACUGAUCCUGACGCUGUAGCUGCCGAACCUACUUUUGUUGCUUUCCUUUAGCACUCACAGACAUAUGUCCAUGGCCUCUCCUGCCAUUCUAUCAAAUUUCUUUGAAAAAAAGUGAACUCAAAACCACCCACAAUACCUUUCGGGUUUGUCACGUGCUAUUUAUCCGACCACCUUUCUCGAAAUAGCUGUAUAUGUCUUUAUGUGGAACCUUACCAAAUUAUAUUUGUAAGUGCUGUAAGUAUCAGUGUAGUAAAAUGAGGAAACGCGUAUCAGUCAAGUAAAUAGUAAACUUUCAAGGAUCAAGGAUGAUUUUCAAGGGCCAAUUUCAAAUGACAAACCGAGAAGAGUGAAGCCAAAAUUUUACGCAUUUUCUACAUUCUUCUCUUCAGAUGACGGCGUAUUUUGGAAAUACCAUAUUUUGUUAGUCCAGUUUCUUUGAGAUUCAGGAACCAUGUAACAUACCUUGUAAACUUCAAUUUUUGGACAGUAGAUGCAACACCAGACAUGGAAGAAAGUAUUGAACUCACGACCUUCUGUUACAACUCUCUAACCACUCAAUCUGGGCCAGGUAGUGAGAAUAAAGUUAGGUUUCAAUGUUGUGAAGGUGCCGACAUGUAAACGACGAAUGUUGUAGGUGGAAGUGUAGUUUUAUGCCUCUUUCGUAUGCGUUUUUUUGCAGUUGCUUCACUGAUGUCCAGUCUUCAUCAGCUGAAAGCUGACAACACUCGCCUCGAGGAGCGUCUCGCCUCCUUGACAAACCGGAAAAACCAGUUACUGCAAGUCAACGCUCGACUAGCCACGCCCAUGUCUUGCACAAGUACAAACCUAACAGUCACUCCCAGUGUGGUGAGUCAAUCCACUCCAACCUCCUCUAGAGCUGCAACGGCCGCAUCACAAGGGUCACUAUCCACUGAGACAAAAACGACCCAGAGCCUUGAGGGACCACGUGGAACCAUAAAAGCAGGGGCUGACGGGGCACCUAAGCUGAAAGUCUCUCAAAGUUCUGAUGGGGGAAAGGUCCCUUUAGUUAGUGAGGGCAAGGCCCCCAUGAGCGCCAAUGUUAAGCCAGGGAGCAUCACUGGAGGUAAUCAUCAGUGUUUAAUAAAUUUUCCAAGGUGAAAUAUAUACCUCUAGCCGAUUUUUUAAAAACCAACCUAGCGAAAUUUGCCGUCAUUUGAGUGAAAAGGCGUCGGAAAGCAAAUUGUUUGGGCCCUAUAAACUCCAAAAUCACACUAACGAUGGAAAAGGAAAGGAAAAAAGAAUGAGCGAGGAGGAAGAAAGGAGAAGAGGAGAAAAAAGCGAUGGUUGCACUCUUAGUUAUUGUAAUGGCUACUUUGGAGAUAGUUUUGGACGAACUGUUGGACGCAAAAGGUCCAUUUGGUAACGCCAGCCUGAUCACCCCUUAGUUCAGUGUGCGAAACGAAGUCCUAUAACCAAAUUAUUGUGUCAAUACCAAACGGUGAGAUUCUCAUCAUUGGAAUAAUAUAUAUAUGGUAACAAUGGUAACAAACCUCAGUACCCUGAUUGCCAGAGAUAUUUCUUGCACGGUUUCAGGUUUCGGUCAAACCGAGGAGUUUUAUCUUCGCCGCUCGUGGCUUCGAUCCCGCUGCGCUCGUUAAAAUUAACCUCUUGUUCUCAGGGUUAAACAAACGUCUUUAAUUAUUACUUUUUUAUCAGGCGAACAGAGAAUGGUAAAUGGGGGAGUAGUCAAGGAUAACAAGACGAAGGAGCCGCAAGUCAAGCGCCCGGAGACGUGCUUUAGUUCUGUACAGGGCAUUUCCUCGUCUUCGCCAUCCUCAACUUUACAGAAACAAUCUCUCAAUGUAGGUGGCUUGGUUCUGCAGCAGCCGAAGACAAACUCUCCUCAACAGAUUCAGCAGGAAAAGCAGUUCAAGCCGACACAGGUAAACGCCACAUUACAGCCGAUUAUGGUCUCAGCGCUGGCCACUUCGAAGCCCGCCCAACAACAACAACAACAGCAUCAGCAACCGCAAUUACAGCCACGCUUUCAGCAGCAAAAAAUAAUCCUCCCCCAGCCGUCGCCCACAAGCGUAGCAUUUUCGCAACCACAGCAAACGCCCAGUCAACAGCACGUCCUCCUACAGCUUAUAAAACAACAGGAGGACCACCACCGCUUGCCCAACCAGGCCACAUUCGGCCUGGACAAACAACAACUAGGGACCCAACAAGCGCAGGCCGCAAAGUUGUUACCCACCACGGGUCCAAAUCAGGGGCACUCACUGUCGCUUUCGUACCCUGGGUUUUUGACAUUCACGGAUCAAAUGGCACUAAGUGGGGCCCGCGUGGACAUGAUGAAAGCCACACACUUAGCGCCUCUUUCCAUGGUCUCCUUAGACGGCAGUCAGGCGGGGGCUAAGGACCGUGCUCAGGUAUGCCCUAAUAAAUACAUUUAAACCCCAUUUACACGCGCGAAAAAAGUUGGCACUGCACACCAAACUUUUGGCACCAUGCCUCGUUUACCCGUGCCGAGACUACCUCCGGGAGGAAGCGGGAGGUAGUCUCGGCAUCCCUAAAAUUUUGAGCACUGGUGCUACAUUACAUUUGAGACCGAUACGUUUACACGUCGAAAAUUGGGAGUGCCGUGCCUUAAAAUCGUCAGCACGGUGCCAAACAUUUUGCGUGCCGUGCCAAUUUUUUUAGCACGUGUAAAUGGGGUUUUAGUUACACAGGGUUCGUACGCAUCUUUAGAACCCGAUACUCCGGCUUAAGACGAGCACCUUAGGUUGAUGUUUGUCGCUCUCUAGUCAUGAGGGAGCUUUAGCAACCGCGACUCUGGCGACGGCGACGAGUUUCAGAUCCAAGGUUAUUUAACAAUUAUUCCUUGAGUCCGAAUGGGGCUAUUGACUAAGAGGCCAUGAGGGCGAGAAGAAUAAUUGUUUUAGUAAAAUCCAACUAGUUGAUCAAAAAUGUCGAGAAUAAAAAAUAUUUAGCUAGUUACUGAGCUAGACUUUAAUGCUUUUUUGCCGCCAAAAAACCGGCGCUAGUGGGCCAUAACAUAUAGCCUAGUAGUAGCUCAACCAAUCAGAACGCAGCAUUGAUAAUAGACCACUAGUUGGAUUUUACUAAAAAUAGAGAGCUUCAGAUUUGUGUACGAGUACGAAAUUUAACUUAAAGUUUUUGCGCAUGUUCUCAAAAAAGGACACCUCGGAAAGCUUCAUUUUACUAGUUUUUUAACGAAAAAGGUUAGUACGGUUAUUUUUCUGAAGGAGGUUAAGCCCUCUCCCGAUAGCAAGGUGAUAAAACUUCUUACAUUUGAUAACUUGUUUCCGCCACUACGACAUUCUCGCUAUAACUCGCGGUAGAAUGACGACGGCCAUCACAUUGUCCCGCCAAAAUGACGCUGGUUCACGCUUAAGCAGUACUCAGUAUUGAGAAAAUCUCGUACUCGUAGUCGUCUUCGUCUCAGAAUCUAAAGCUCUCUAUUAAUGUAUGAUAACGGAACAACUAGAGAACAUCUUGCAGGAGAAAUAGACUGUUUUUGGUUUAAAAAAAUAAACUGUCUUGCCCAUUAAUAUUUGUUUUGUGUUGACAUUCCAAAAAGCAAUAUCGUAGCGCUAAGAAUUGAAUACCUGGAGCAAUGAUUAGCAAAGUUGGUUAUUGCGCGGCCUUCUGUGAGGACGGUUCCGAGUUGGUUUCCCAGGUGUUACCUCGUUGUUUCGACGUCUUUCCUCGCCGAGUAGCUGAAAGUAGCUUUGAAUACCCGUAAACACUGAUGGAGAGACGGGGGUAAAAUGGGCACUCCGUCGGCCUCAGGUUUGUCAGUCAAAUGUGUACUGUACGAGUUACCCACGUAAAAUAAGAAACUUUACCCCACCUUAACAUUGUUUUAUCUUUCCAUCUUACAUUGUUUUCCUUUUUUCUUUCUUUCUUUGCAGUAUUUCGACCUGGACAAAAGUUCAAAUUCCUUGGAGAAAACUUCGAGAAAUGGGUAGCGGUCGUUCAUCAAUCGUCAUAUUUCAGAGGGAAAUAUCGACUAUCUGCUGUUCCGGGAACAUGUAUCUUAGAACGAACAGUAAAAUGCCAGCAAAGAAAACUCCAACGGAUCAGUGAAAGCGUGAACAGUACGAACGUAACACUGGCCGUUGUUUUGGCUGAUGAGAACAAUGUACAAUACGGUUUUUAUCGUUGCUUAACGAAAUUGGUUCUCUUUAGAACAUGUUAUUUCGCAAGUAAAGCAUAGAAUGAGGCCAAUUUUAUUGAAGAGCUUACGCAAACACGACAGCGACAGCAACGAGAACGGCUAAUAAGCAAUAGGUUUAAUGAGCAAAACAAUUCUGCACAUGCAUCCCACUUCUUGGUAUGUAUCUUUGCCUUCACUGCACGACAACGAAGUAAAUCUUCGUAACGACACAUUUUAUGACGGACAUAAACGCAAGGAGACGAUUUUUGUUCUAGUUUUCCGAAUUUGGAUACAAUCCUUUUAGAACUCGAGUCCAGAAAAGUUCGCGUAGAGAAAAAUUCGGGAGGCGAGUUAGAGUAAUCGCAAGGACGUUUGAAACACAGGAGUCCUGUUUUUUUGUUCUGUUACCGUCGUGGUUGUUUAAGGAGCUGUACAUUACGUCUUCUUGAGCAAGAAGUCACCCGAACGCUUCUGUUCUACUCGCUCAUUUUUGUACAGUUAAUCUGUUAUCAUUCGCCUGAAACAUUUCCUGUCUUUCUCCUUUCUAUUUAUUUGACCACUUUCUUUGCCAGACUUUCUCGAUUCUAGAGUUACAACAUGUCCUUUCGCUCAAUGUCAAAGGGAGAGAAGAGCUUUCUUCUUCCGUUUCCAUCGCUCGCUUAUUGUAUUAAUCAUCUUAUCACUUCGUCCUUUUUCAAGUUUAUACGGCUUGUACAUAAAAUGUAUUCACAAACAUUUAUUUUGAGAUCAUAAGCCCUGGGUUUAGCUUUUGUAUACACAAGACACUUUGCCUAAAGACUGUUUUUAUGGUUUUUAUUUGAAACAGCCGGGUAGUUAAAUGAAAUGCGUACAUGUAGCCAUUCGUCACUUUAGAAACCAGAAAGAAACUGGACCGAGUUGACGUUCGCAAAGACUUCUGGGAUGGUUACUAGGGAAAGGGAAAAAAUGACCAAUAGCUGACCGACGCGUCCCCAGUAGCUAUCCCAGAAACAGUUGCGGGGCGCAUUUCGGCGCCAGUUGCCUUCUCGUUUCUAUAAGUGGCGAAUUGAAACCAAGGUCACUGAGCAGUAGCAGUGUCUCUGUGUGUCGCUGCUUAUUGUGCUUUUCACUCGGGGUAAAAAAAAUCCAAACGUUUGACGGUCCAAUAAAACUGAUUUAAGUACUCUCCUUGAGAUUUCCAUGAUGUCUAUUUGUGUGUGUGUC
Molecule: messenger RNA, 15909 nt
Organism: Porites lobata
Lineage: Eukaryota; Metazoa; Cnidaria; Anthozoa; Scleractinia; Poritidae
Source: the annotation of a GenBank genome assembly